AUGACUACUCGAAGUGAAGAUGUACUCACAAGAGUUUCGACGGAUGCUGCCACCGAAUUUGUCCAAUCCUUCUACCCCGCGCUACAGUCCAAUCGCGCAGCAAUCGCCUCAUUUUACAGCCAGCCUACCUCUACCAUCCUCUUCAACGGAAACGCUGUCGCGGAUGGCAAUGCCGUCCAAGAGAUAUUCGUCAACCAGAUGCCCCCUGCUCAUUUCGAGGUGCAGUCGUUCGAUUGUCAGGUCAUCAAUCCAACAUACCCCACCCCAACAACAUCCGGCGUGAAGCUCCCCAAUCAGACGACUGUCAAGGACAUGUCAAUAUUGGUGGUAGUAAGCGGCUAUGUACGAUUCGGGGAGUCCAGAGAUCUACCGCAGCGUGGCUUCAGCGAGACAUUCAUUCUGCGAGAGGAGGAGCAGAACGAACAUUGCGAAGCCAUCUCCGCAUCUCGUCGGCAGUCCAGUGUUCAGGAUCUUCUCAGAGUCACACAGUCAGCCUUCUAUUCCGGUAUGGGGAUGAUUCCGAUUUGCAUACCUCCAGUUGGAUCUGGCUCGGACGGGAACAUGUCGCUUCCCCAGAUUGCCCACGCUGCGGCAGCUGUGACCAUCCCGGCGAAACCUACAUACUAUCAGUUGAUUCGUGUUGCCUCAAUGUCUACGCCGCCAUGGGAAGAUACCCAGGACAAGAUUCUGGACAUGGAUCAGCAGGUUACCCAGUUGAAAUGUGGCUGA
This is a messenger RNA of Aspergillus thermomutatus, 729 nucleotides long. RefSeq names its product putative nuclear transport factor 2 domain protein. Gene Ontology annotation, biological process: protein import into nucleus. Gene Ontology annotation, cellular component: nuclear pore central transport channel. The record is from RefSeq and is a predicted model, not a curated record. Bases 1 to 729 code for a protein of 242 amino acids. The transcript is spliced from 3 exons. NCBI's taxonomy places the organism in Eukaryota, Fungi, Ascomycota, Eurotiomycetes, Eurotiales, Aspergillaceae.